AUGUCGUCCCCAUCUAGACCACUCGAUAUCGCCAGUCCUCGUUCCAGCGCACCGCUGCGAGGAACGCCUCCGAACGUGCCAGCCGCUAUCUCUGGCUCUCCAAGUCCUAGGUUUCUUCGUGCGCAGUAUGCUGGCACGCCCCCGCCGCCCAACAUUCCCCGGCGCGGAACGCCAAUAGGCACGCCGAGCGCGGCGGGUAGCUCGCCGCUAUUACUGUCCAUACCGUUUGCUAGUGCGGGCGAGCCGUCCUCAUUGGGCGGUAUCAGCGCUCGUCGACCCGUAUCGGGCACUCCUGGCAGCGGUGUCGAGUCCAAUGCUCUCGACGAACUCACUGAUGAAGAGAAAGCGAGGAUAUUGAGACGUCAUCUUGUCUCACGAGGAGAACGUGACGGCCAGGCCUCGUCCCGCGGGUCCAUUAGCGGCGGCUCUGAACAUGGUGCUAUGUCUAAGCGGUCGUCCGUGUCUCAUCUACGCAUCGAGAGAGAGGACACAGAGCCCUUCCCUGUAACAUAUCAUGCUCCCGGUGCAGAUGUGACUCAUAACAUCUACAAAUGGCAGGCCGACAAGCGUCGACAGGCUGCACGCCCACGCGCCGCGUCCUUCUCCGGCUCGCACAACUCAACGCCCGACCCCGUCUUCCAGCAUCUCCACGAGCCUGGCGGUUUUCGCCGGAACUACCUUCUCACACGCAGCGGUAACGAGCACGGCGAGCUCCCGCACGCUGUCCCGCGCAACUUCAUCGAGUUCCUCUACCUUUUCGGGCACUUCGCCGGAGAAGACCUCGAGGAGAUCGACGAGGAGGACGAGUACAUGGAACAAUGGCAGGAUGAAGAGGCACAAGCCGGAGAGCCUGCGCUGGCGGAGCCACGGUUGCUGAAGUCGUUUGUUGGAACGGGGAUUCUGUUCCUUGGGAAAGCGUUCUUCAACGGUGGCAUUCUGUUCUCGAGCGCCGUUCUCACAUUCAUUGCUCUUAUCUCACUCUACUCAUUCCUAUUGUUGGUCAAGACCAAGUUCGUUGUGUCAGGCAGCUUUGGUGACAUCGGCGGGACUCUGUACGGACCCUGGAUGCGAUAUGCCAUCCUCGGCUCUAUCACAAUCUCACAGGUCGGCUUCGUCUCCGCCUACAUCAUCUUCGUCUCGGAGAACCUGCAGGCGUUCGUGCUCGCGGUCACCAACUGCGCGACACAGCUCGGCAUCCAGUACUUCAUCCUCCUGCAGAUGUUCAUCUUCGUGCCGCUCGCGCUGAUCCGCAACCUGGCUAAGCUGAGCACGACCGCGCUCGUGGCGGACGCAUUCUAUGAGGAUAAAGAGGUUGAGGAGAAGUAUAAUUCCGACUGGUUCCAAUCGGUGGAGAAUAAUACCAAUGAAGGGGAGAAAAGGCCGGACUAUUCAAGCUUGUGGCGCCUGCGGAGAUUUAUGAGAAGUUUCAAGAAGUUUCACGAAGGCAGUCUGGAUCUCACUGGUCGCAGUGAGAGACGGUACUCGUCUCUGAAGUCUCGCAUGGCCCUUUUUCUUGAGGACGUCGAAAAUCGAAGGCGCCAUUCUACCAGACAUGAGAAGCGCAGGCAGAUAAUCGACCAAAUUGUUGUAGAGGUCGAUUACAAGAUCACGCCUCGGUCCCUACUGUCCGAGUUCCAUGCGAAGUACAAACUCAGCGAUGUUUGGCUUGACGAGCUGUUCCGGGAAGCAGUAUCAUUAUCAUAUAUUUACCAGAAUCUCACCAUCGGCGUCGCAUGGUCGCAACGCCAUUUAGAAUGGGCGGGCAUAGACAUAGGCACGCCAGAGUACACGUCGUUUCUCCGUCCGGUAUGGGCUGGCUUCGAGGAAGUCCUUCCGCGUGCAGUCAAUGUGUCAAACCUGUACUGCAUACAGGAACUCGGACUCCUGGAUGAGGCCUUCCGUGCGCGCUGCAAUCCCUUCAGGACCCUCGAGCGUGUGGUCGUCACCCACCUAGAUCACGAAGAAGUCCCACUCUUGAUCGGACUCAAGCGCGACGUCCUCAUGGACUUGAUCUCGUCGCUAGAAGGAGCUGCUCUCCAUACUCUAUCACUCGACGGACUAUCCUGGAACUUUGCAAUCUCACUGAUUGACGGGAGUGCGUUCGACCUACCUUGCCUGGAGGAGGGGUAUCCUGACGAAUUGCCCUGGUGGGAACGCGCGGACGACUUCUAUAUUUACGACUGGGAGUCAUAUGGACGAUUGUUCGCCGCGUACUGCCCGUCCCUGGAGGUGCUCUUGUUCCUUGAACGCAAUUUUGUGUCACUCGAGUGCACCAUGGCAAGAUCUCAGACGGAUGGUAAGGUGAAAGUACAAGCAAGUCCUAUGCCAAUAACACGGACCAUGACGCACCUGAUGGAACAAAUUAACCCUGACAUAAGUUUCGGUUUUGAGAAUCCGUGGGUUAUUGGGAUCAACUCGAAGAUCCAGGAAGGACCGUCUCCGCAACUUCCGUAA
This is a messenger RNA of Postia placenta MAD-698-R-SB12, 2454 nucleotides long. RefSeq lists its product as hypothetical. NCBI's taxonomy places the organism in Eukaryota, Fungi, Basidiomycota, Agaricomycetes, Polyporales, Adustoporiaceae. The coding region runs from base 1 to 2454 and encodes 817 amino acids. Gene Ontology annotation, biological process: amino acid transmembrane transport. The transcript has 14 exons. Gene Ontology annotation, molecular function: amino acid transmembrane transporter activity. The record is from RefSeq and is a predicted model, not a curated record.